Molecule: messenger RNA, 3542 nt
Organism: Acomys russatus (golden spiny mouse)
Lineage: Eukaryota; Metazoa; Chordata; Mammalia; Rodentia; Muridae
Gene: Loxl2
Product: lysyl oxidase like 2
Exons: 14
Coding region: 198-2522 (774 amino acids)
Biological process (GO): peptidyl-lysine oxidation
Cellular component (GO): membrane
Molecular function (GO): copper ion binding; protein-lysine 6-oxidase activity
Source: RefSeq, a predicted model, not a curated record
AGCUCCGGGUGGAAAGCCUGCCCCGACUGUAGCGCGCGCCUCCCUGAAUUUCGCCUUGCCUCUCGGCAGGCAGGCCCUCGGCGAUCGGCGCGGAGGGGCCACCACUGAGAGCCCAGUCCCAGCCUGGCCACCACGGAGCCCUGCUGCCAAAAAAUUCCUGCUGCUAACCUCUGACCUCUCCUCAGCACAGGACAAGGAUGGAGAUACCUUUUGGCUCCCACCUCUAUGGCUGUUUGGCUAUGCUUGUCUUCCUGCCCUCCCUGAGCCUAGCACAGUAUGAGAGCUGGCCCUACCAGUACCCUGAGUACUUCCAGCAGCCAGCUCCCGAGCACCAUCAGCGCCAGGUGCCCUCCGAUGUGGUCAAGAUCCAGGUCCGCCUGGCGGGCCAGAAGAGGAAGCACAAUGAAGGCCGUGUGGAGGUCUAUUAUGAAGGCCAGUGGGGCACCGUGUGUGAUGACGAUUUCUCCAUCCAUGCUGCCCAUGUCGUCUGCCGGGAAGUGGGUUAUGUGGAAGCCAAGUCUUGGACCCCCAGCUCCUCCUAUGGCCCAGGGGAAGGGCCCAUCUGGUUGGACAAUGUCUACUGCACUGGCAAAGAGGCAACCCUGGCAGCCUGCUCCUCCAAUGGCUGGGGUGUCACCGACUGCAAGCACACAGAAGAUGUUGGCGUGGUGUGCAGUGAAAAGAGGAUUCCUGGGUUCAAAUUUGACAACUCAUUGAUCAACCAAAUAGAGAACCUAAAUAUACAGGUGGAAGACAUCCGGAUUCGGCCCAUCCUUUCUGCCUUCCGCCACCGCAAGCCUGUGACCGAGGGCUACGUGGAGGUGAAAGAGGGCAAGACCUGGAAGCAGAUCUGUAACAAGCACUGGACGGCCAAGAAUUCCCACGUGGUCUGUGGCAUGUUCGGCUUCCCUGCAGAGAAGACCUACAACCCCAAAGCCUACAAAACCUUUGCAUCCAAGAGGAAGUUGCGCUACUGGAGGUUUUCUAUGAACUGCACGGGCACUGAAGCUCACAUCUCCAGCUGCAAGCUGGGCCCUGCAGUGUCCCGGGACCCUGUGAAGAAUGCCAGCUGUGAGAAUGGGCAGCCAGCUGUGGUCAGCUGUGUGCCCAGCCAGAUCUUCAGCCCAGAUGGACCCUCAAGGUUCCGGAAAGCCUACAAGCCAGAGCAACCCUUAGUGCGGCUGAGAGGUGGUGCCCAGGUUGGAGAGGGCCGAGUGGAGGUGCUCAAGAACGGAGAAUGGGGAACUGUCUGCGAUGACAAGUGGGACCUGGUAUCUGCCAGUGUGGUCUGCAGAGAGCUUGGCUUCGGGACUGCUAAAGAGGCUGUCACAGGCUCCAGGCUGGGGCAAGGGAUUGGACCCAUCCACCUCAAUGAGGUCCAGUGCACAGGGAGCGAGAAGUCCAUCAUAGACUGCAAACUUAACACAGAAUCCCAAGGCUGCAACCAUGAGGAAGAUGCUGGUGUGCGAUGCAACAUCCCCACCAUGGGCUUCCAGAAAAAGGUGCGCCUGAAUGGAGGCCGCAAUCCCUAUGAGGGCCGAGUAGAGGUACUAACAGAAAGAAAUGGGUCCCUUGUGUGGGGAACUGUAUGCGGCCAGAACUGGGGCAUUGUGGAGGCCAUGGUGGUCUGUCGGCAGCUAGGCCUGGGCUUCGCCAGCAAUGCUUUCCAGGAAACCUGGUACUGGCACGGAAAUAUCUUCGCCAACAACGUGGUCAUGAGUGGAGUGAAGUGCUCAGGAACAGAAUUAUCCCUGGCACACUGCCGCCAGGAUGAGGAGGUGGCCUGCCCCGAGGGUGGGGUGAGGUUCGGCGCUGGAGUCGCCUGCUCAGAAACUGCACCUGACCUGGUGCUCAACGCUGAGAUUGUACAACAGACCGCCUACCUGGAGGACAGGCCCAUGUCCUUGCUGCAGUGUGCCAUGGAGGAGAACUGCCUCUCAGCCUCCGCAGUCCACACCAACCCCGUCACAGGCUACCGCCGACUUCUGCGCUUUUCCUCUCAGAUCCACAACAACGGCCAGUCUGACUUCCGGCCCAAGAAUGGCCGCCAUGCGUGGAUUUGGCAUGACUGCCACAGGCACUACCACAGCAUGGAAGUGUUCACUUACUAUGAUCUGCUGAGCCUCAACGGCACCAAGGUGGCUGAGGGCCACAAGGCCAGCUUCUGCUUGGAGGACACUGAGUGUGAGGGAGACAUUCAGAAAAGCUACGAGUGUGCUAACUUCGGAGAACAAGGCAUUACCAUGGGAUGCUGGGACAUGUACCGUCAUGACAUAGAUUGCCAGUGGAUAGACAUCACUGAUGUGCCCCCUGGAGACUACCUGUUCCAGGUUGUCAUUAACCCUAACUAUGAGGUGCCAGAAUCAGAUUUCUCCAACAAUAUCAUGAAGUGCAGGAGCCGCUACGAUGGCUACCGCAUCUGGAUGUACAACUGUCACGUAGGUGGAGCCUUCAGUGAGGAGACAGAACAGAAGUUCGAACACUUCAGUGGCCUUCUAAAUAAUCAGCUCUCUGUGCAGUGAAGACGCCCCUGGGCCAGGCAUGAUGGCUCAUGCCUAUAAUCCCUGCACUCAGGCUGAGGAGGAGGAUCGCCAUGAGAUUUCCACUCUGGACAUUAGACCAAGCUUCUGUUUCAAAAAGAAAGAAAAAAGAGGAAAAAAAAAAAGAAGAAGAAGAAGAAAAGAAAAAUGACUUAAUGGUCACCUACUGACUUCAGGUGACAGUGUCUCCUGGGGGACAUACCAAUUGCCACCUCACUGCUAGCCAGAUCCAGCUGAGAAGAGCGGUGCUCCUUCAUUCACUGGGCACUGCUUCCUUGUCCCUGUCUUGAGGCCUCAGGGGCAAGGGUUCUGGCACCAGGCUAUGGGAAGUGGAUAGCAAGCUAUGAGCAGCGUAUCCCAUCCAAGCGUUGGCAUCGCCUAAGUGUGACAUCACCAUGCUCUGCAUAAAUGGGCCAUUUUCUUCUGGAGAUGUGGCACACGUGUGAACUUAGCAACUGCAGAGGUGGUCAAGCAAAAUUCCAUUUCCCCCUUCUUAGGUCAUUUCUGGAAAACUUGAAUUAUCGGGACCUCUGUACUAAGUGUAUUUUUCCCUCAUUGUACAAACACACUUCUUGACAGAAUCAACUUGGAGAAGGAAGGCUUUUUGGGGUUUGUGGUUUGAGGGCCCAGUCUGUCGUGCGUGGCAAAGAUGGCACUGCAACAGGAGCAUGAGGCGUCUGGUUUCAAACCCACUAAAGAGCCUAGGAUGACCUUGACCUUGUGAUCCUCCCACUUCCACUGCCAGAGUGCUGGAGAUCAAACCCAGGACUUCACGUGCGUGUGUAAGGCAACACACCCUUUAACAGUUAGAGCUGCUUUCUCAGUACUUGGCUUUCUCAGCUGCUUUAAACUUGUACAUGUUCUUUUCCUUACUGAGCCACGCUUUUCUGUAUCUUUCUGCUCCCGUUACUCAUUUUCCCUGUGGGCCUGAAGAAGAGCAGUGAGUGGAACCGUACCACAGGCUUGAUUGCUACCCUGUCUUAAAAUGUCCUCCGCCAAACA